AUGUCUUCCAGCAAGCUCGUUCUGGUCACUUGCGCGUCCGGCUACAUCGCCAGUCACGUAGUCCAGCAGUUACUAUCUGCCGGAUAUCGUGUCCGAGGCACUGCUCGCGGCGCGAAGGUCAACACUCUGCGCGACUUUUGGAAGGCGGUCCCAGAGUUUCAGGCCAUCCAAAUUGACGACAUCGCAACGGACGAUUUCACAGAGGCACUUCAAGGGGUUGACGCGGUCGUUCACGUUCCAGCGUCUCAGCUCAACAAGGACAGUGCGGAUAGCCUCAUUAAGGCGAGUGUCAGCGUCAUAGACGGAACGCUGAAUGUCAUCCGCCAAGCGAACGAUAAAGGGGUCAAGAAAUUGGUAUUGAAUAGCAGCUGGGUGACACUUCUAAGUCCGGACUUGUCGGAGUCCUACAAGGGCAUCACACUCUUCGAGGAGACCUGGGGCAAGACGUCCCGUGAGGAUCUUAUCCAACACGAUGGUAAAUCCAUAUAUGCGUACUUUGGAGCGCAGAUCCUGGCGGAGCAAGCAGUCUGGGCGUUCAGUAAGGAGCACCUCGACAUCGACAUCGCGACCCUCCUACCUCCUUUCGUCUUCGGCCCGCCCGUUCUCCCCCUUUCCAAAUCCUCUCUCAGCAGCGUAGGAUUCAUAUACAAGCUCAUCGCUGGCGAAGCUGGCGGCCCCCUCCCCUUCCAGACCCCACCCUUCCACGUCGAUGCGCGCGACAUCGCCCGUGCUCACGUCCGCGCCCUCGAGCUCCCGCCCCUGCCCGCCGGUGCCGAUCGUCAGGAGAAGCGGUUCCUCGUCUCGAGCCCCGAAACCUUCACUUGGGAUGUUGCCGUCAAGCACCUCUACGAGGCCCGCCCUGGGCUGCGUAAUAGGCUUCCGUCGCUGGAGAAGGCAGUUGAGCUCCCGGGCCCGCUAUCGAAGAACGAUACGACUCGCGCGAAGCAGGUGCUCGGGAUCACUGAGUACGUCGACUGGCGCAAGACGGUGGAGGACACGAUCGAUGCACUGGUCGAGGCAGAGAAGACCUGGGCUUAG
Molecule: messenger RNA, 1038 nt
Organism: Dichomitus squalens LYAD-421 SS1
Lineage: Eukaryota; Fungi; Basidiomycota; Agaricomycetes; Polyporales; Polyporaceae
Product: NAD(P)-binding protein
Exons: 8
Coding region: 1-1038 (345 amino acids)
Molecular function (GO): oxidoreductase activity, acting on the CH-OH group of donors, NAD or NADP as acceptor
Source: RefSeq, a predicted model, not a curated record